AUGGCGACCGAAGUUGAAGAUGUCGCAAUCUCUUUCGGCAACCUCAAUAUUGCUAGAGACUCGCCUCAGAACACUGCCAACCAAAUCGGCUAUCCAAUAAGCGAUUCCCUAGUCUCUUUCCAGGAUGAUGUUGAAAAACUUGCUGAGACCGCUGAGGUUGUCAACAUUCGAGCGCAAAGCAUCAAGCCCUUGAUUGAAGAUGCAGUGCCUGGUACCCUGUCCAUCACGGAGAUUUACUCUCUCCAUGAGAGCACCAAGAAGUUUUUAGGUAUGACCGAAAACCUGAGAACCACCGUCGACACGCUUAGGGAAGUGACUGAAAGCUCCAUUAUUAUACAUCUAAGAUCACUUGGCGAGCAAACCAUGAAUACCGUUCGCGAGCGACUUCGAAUCGAGGAACUGUUUUCCCAUUUCGAAAUGGAAAUUAGAAGUAUUAUCCGCCAAAAACACGUACUGUGGAAGGUCGCUGAAGAGUGCUACAUGCAAGCCACUAGUCGCUCUGGGACUCUUUAUGUCAGCAGAUAUCUCGACUCCCCUCAAAAGGAUGGUCAGAAGCCACUGCUUGAUCACGAUUCGGUGGGCCAAUUUCAUUCUAUGGAUAUUGGAGAAGAGCACGGAAACCAAGCAGACAGCAUGAAAAUGCAGAGUUGGGUCAAUUUCUGGGCCAUGGUGUUGAGCAAAUCACCUGACGGGCCGACGUUGUUUUACCCACCGUUGAGUCCCAACAGUCAGGCCCUCAAAAUUGAAGACGCUCCUACGUACCUUUUCCGAACCUUUGUUGAGGCUAGCCCUGGACCGAACGACGACAGUGUGAUAACCUCCGCGGCCAGCCGUGUUGAAUUGCCGGGAAACGGUCGAAUCGAUCUAUUGCAGUUAGAAAGAACCGUCGCAGCGGAUUGUUUGGAAACACAUCUACAUAAAGGACUUUUUGACGUGUUUACAAACGACAACCUCAUGUCAUGGACAAGCUCGUUACUCUUCGCGAUCCAAUACGCAAUCUAUAGAGGCCAAUGGCCCUCGCCUGGUGAUAUCAAGAUUUGCGUAGUGGAUACUAGGGAAUUCCCACAAGGGCAAUUUGCGCAAGAUCUGUGGUUAUUUGAAGCAAUCGAGUCGACAACCUUACCACAAGGUCCAGCGCGAAAGUUCUUUGAGUUCCGUCAAGAAACGCCAGACUUCUACAACGGCGAGUACCUUUCCCAAGGAACGGUGAACAUCGCCAAUCGAUCUUGCAUCACGUCCCUGAAGAGCUUGAAAGACGCUGGGCUCUCUGAGCUUUAUCCAGAAUUCGACGAUCCUGAAGGCACGCUCCACAUUGCUCGCAAAUGCUUCGACUCAUUUGCGCCGGUCGAUGUAGCCGCCGUCCUUCUCACCUUCAAGCUUCGCAAGAUUCGAAAACCACAACCCGAAAAUCUUAAAUGGGCUCUUCCACGGCGGCCGAAAUGGGCCAAAAAGCCAGCUGAAACCCGUCGAUAUUGGACUGCUGCUAGGUUUUGCGAUGGAUUGCUCCCCGUAGAGGCUGAACAAACCUCUUCAUUAGACCAGGAAAAGGCAUUCCUACGUCGCAUCUGGUUACCAUGA
Molecule: messenger RNA, 1578 nt
Organism: Alternaria burnsii
Lineage: Eukaryota; Fungi; Ascomycota; Dothideomycetes; Pleosporales; Pleosporaceae
Exons: 3
Coding region: 1-1578 (525 amino acids)
Source: RefSeq, a predicted model, not a curated record